Molecule: messenger RNA, 3235 nt
Organism: Chara braunii
Lineage: Eukaryota; Viridiplantae; Streptophyta; Charophyceae; Charales; Characeae
Source: the annotation of a GenBank genome assembly
CCGCCACCCAACCAUACACGAAGGAGGAGGAGGAGAAGAUGGCCGCCAUCCUGCAGGAAAGGAAGGAGAAGGAGGCCAAGAAGAAGGCCUUGAAAGAGGAACAGGCGGCCUAACUAAAGAAGAUGGAAGAAGAGAUGGCCAGGGAGAAAGAGAGGUUGAAAAAGGAAAAAGAAGAGAAGCUGAAGGAGGUGGAUGAAGAAGAGGAAGGACCGUCACUGCAAAAGAGUGGGCAGCACAACGGCAACAGCAGUGAUGAGAUGGAGAAGAAGAUUUCGGAGUGGGUUGCCAACUUAUCCCUGGGUGAGGAGGAAGAGGUUGCUAUGUACAUCCCCAAGGAUGAGCAAGAAGCCGCCACGAAGAAAUGGGAAGCAGAAGAAGAUGUUCUGACGCGGCGGGCGAUGGAGGAUGAACAAAGGAUGGCGUGGAAGCUCGCAGUGAUGAGGGAGAAGAAGAGAAGAGUGGAGGCGGCGAAUGCAGCAAUGCAAGAACUAGCGGAGGUGGCUGCUCCCAAGGAGGAGGAGGCCCGUCCUCGCAGGGAGCCAGUCAAAGUCAAAUUCCCUGAUUCCUACAGUGGGAAAAGGGAAGAGAACUUUGACAAUUGGGAGACCAAUGUUAAGACCUAUGUGCAUUUGCAACAGGUCUCCCCGGAUCAGCAGGUCUUAAUUGCGAUCCAUGCACUUAGAGACGAGGCCGCCAGUUUCGCGAGAUCCCUUGUUCGUGCUGCCAACUGUAGUGACGAUCCUGUUGCGUACUCCUCGUUUACGUCCCUCAUUGAAUUCUUGAAGCUGCUGCGCGAGCGAUUCGCUGAUGUUGCUCGUAGUGUCAAAGCCUCAGAUUGGCUUCAGACAAUACACUCGCGCCAAUGGAAGAGUGCAAGGGCACUCAAGGGCACAAUGGAUGAGUUGGUGGCUGUUCCUGACCACAAGGUCACGAAAACCCAGUUGGUCAACCUUUUCUACCGGGCUAUGCCCGAAACGCUACGUGGUCACUUCUUUGACAAGAGUCAGGACCCUGCUAUGACUUAUGAUAUACCCGGCAGGGAAGUGGUCGCGUUCGAGGCGAAGUCUGCAUCGAUUUCCACCUUCUGGCACAAAGAUUUAGACAAGGGCAAAAAGUGGAAGGGCCACACUAUCUCAGGGCAAGUCAAGACCAAGGAUAGCCUUGUGCUCACUUUAGAUGAGGGUAGUGUGGACGAGAUCCCCUACGACCAGAUUGAAUGGGGGUUCGAGGAGGAGGACAGUAGUGUGGGCCACGGGAGGACUUACGCUGCUGUCGCGGCUGGAGGGAGGCCGCAAGGAGUAGACAGACAACUCAGCAAGUACCGUGGGCCGCCAGUAGGGGUAGCAACUGCCCCUACCACUACGCCAUGUGGGGUAAAUAGCGCUAGCCGGCAGGAGACUCCCACAUCACAUGUGCCUACGGCAGAGGUUGCAGGCCGGUGUCUAGACAACUGUCCCGAGAGUGCUUGUGUUAGAGUUUCGCUAGACACCUCCCUCACAGGCGUGGCGGAAGAGUUGAAGGAGAGGAGGCCCGCCUGGGCCAAGAUGAAGAAGGAGAAUAAAGGGCAGCUCAUUUUAUUAGAUGCAGAGAUUUUUAGAAGUAGACUAGGGGCCCUAGUAGACUCAGGGGCCACCCGCAACUAUAUUAGUAAGCAAGCGCUGCAAAAGUUGAGGCUAGGACUUAAGGUCCAGAAACUAACAGACCCCAUAGUUAGUAUCCUCGCGGACAAUCGUACCAUGGUUGUCGAGGAUUACGUAGAGGGAGUUCAGGCGUAUUUCCACCUAGAGAAAGAUGGGAAGGUGGAGAAGGUCCUCCACUCCCUGACUCUCCUCGUAGAGGACAGCCUCCCGUUUGAUAUAGUACUGGGAAUGGAUUGGGGAGAGGCAGUCGGGGCAACGCUCCAUCUGAAGGAGCACGAGUGUAGACUCCCUAGUUCGGCAGGCGAGGCUAAGACUGCCCGCCUGUUUCAUGUGUCAGGAGUAGAGAAUUCCUUGGCACAUUGCUGCCUUUGUGCCCCUGCGUUCGCCAGAUUGGUGAAGAAGGAGAAAUUAGAGGAACAGGUCUUUGUUGCCUAUGUUAGGCCCGUCACUGAGCCUACGGAAGAGAAGCCGAUGGACCCUGCGAUUGCCAAGCUGCUGGAGGAGUUUAAGGAUUUGACUGAGCCGCCGACAGGCACGGUGCCACGGCCCAUCCAGCAUCGUAUHGAGAUAGAGCCUGGCAGUAGAACUCCUAAGGGUGUUGUGUAUAGGAUGUCCCCGCAAGAGUUAGAGGAGCUUCGCAAGCAAUUAGACGAGCUCCUCGAGAAGGGUUGGAUUAGGCCCAAUUCGUCUCCUUUCGGAGCGCCUGUUCUCUUUGUUCCUAAGAAAGAGGGAGAGCUGAGAAUGUGCAUAGACUAUAGGGGUCUGAAUGCUAUUACAGUAAAGAAUGUUGAGCCACUGCCUAGGAUCGAAGAUCUCUUAGAUCGAGUGCAGGGGGCUAAGUAUUUCUCUAAGAUAGACUUAAGGUCCGGAUAUCAUCAGAUAGAGGUACACCCUGAUGAUCAGUAUAAGACAGCCUUCCGGACUAGGUACAGGCAUUAUGAGUUUAUAGUGAUGCCCUUUGGACUAACCAAUGCGCCAACAACUUUUCAGCGGUGUAUGAAUGAUUUGUUUAGGCCGUGGUUAGACAGAUUCGUUGUAGUUUAUCUAUAUGACAUCCUAGUGUUUAGCCGGACCCUCCAAGAGCAUCAGGGUCAUCUCAGGCAAGUCUUGGAGAAGCUAAGAGAAGCUAACUUCAAGAUCAAUGCAAAGAAGUGUGAUUGGGAGAAGACCCAAGUUUUGUAUCUAGGCCACGUCUUAGACGGAGACGGCGUUAAGCCAGAAGAUAGCAAGAUCGCAGCGAUUAGAGAUUGGCCCACGCCACGUACGCUGACAGAGUUGCGCUCGUUCCUGGGCUUAGCGAAUUACUACAGGAAGUUCGUAAGGAACUUCUCCACCAUCGUUGCGCCCCUGAGAAAAGAGACAAUCUGGAAGUGGGACAAGGACUGCACGUCCGCCAUGAAGAAGCUAAAGCAGGCGUUGAUAGAGAAUCCGUUCCUUAAGGUCGCCGAUCCGUCCUUGCCUUUUGUUGUUACUACGGAUGCUAGCCAGUACGGCAUAGGAUGGCUAUAGACCCGUAGAGUUCAUGUCCGCUAGGAUGCCUUCAGAGAAGGUUGCGACAUCUACCUAUGAGAGGGAACUCUACGCUCUCAGGCAAG